Chenopodium quinoa (quinoa) is the source of this 1215-nucleotide messenger RNA. RefSeq names its product probable endo-1,3(4)-beta-glucanase ARB_01444. The transcript is spliced from 3 exons. NCBI's taxonomy places the organism in Eukaryota, Viridiplantae, Streptophyta, Magnoliopsida, Caryophyllales, Amaranthaceae. The record is from RefSeq and is a predicted model, not a curated record. Bases 1 to 1215 code for a protein of 404 amino acids. Gene Ontology annotation, molecular function: endo-1,3(4)-beta-glucanase activity.
AUGAAGAAAUUCUCGAUUUAUACAGUACUUGUUACCCUGUUAAUGGAGAAGCAAUUUUUGAAACCCCAUUUAAUUGCUGUAAUUGGAAAUCAAUGGAGUUUGAGGGUUAAUAAUGUUCCAAUUUCAUGGCACUCUAAUCGAGGAAUUUGUGAAGAAAAUUACCCAGAAAUUGCUAGUGCACUUUGGAAAGAUGUUGGUGGUUUAAAUUCAUCCCCAAUUUCAGCCACCAAUUCUUAUCAUUAUGCAACGCAGGUUGUUAAAAUUGCUAGAUUGGGUUUAAUUGCGGAGGAAAUUAAUUGCAUGGAGUUAAUCCCAGCAAUUAAGAUGUUUUUAAGGGAAUAUAUUGAGCCUUGGUUAGUUGGUAAUUUUGAGAAAAAUGGGUUUUUUUAUGAUGAAAAAUGGGGUGGUAUUGUUUCUGAAUCAGCCGAUUAUGGGUUUUGUAUGUACAAUAAUCAUCAUUUUACAUUGGGUUAUUUUGUGUUUAGUAUUGCUGUUUUGGCAAAAUUUGAUGUUGAAUGGGGUAUGAAGUUUAAGGGUCAUGCAUAUGCAUUGGUUGCAUCUUAUAUAAGUUUAGAGAAGAAUAAGGAGAAAUCUAAGUAUACAAAACUUAGAUCAUUUGAUCCUUAUAAGUUACAUUCAUUGACAAAUCCUUUACAUGAUGAGCAUACUCGGAAUUCCGAGAUUCCGAGUGUUUCAAUCAAUGCUUAUUACUCGGCUUCACUAUUGGGUAUGGUGUAUGGUGAUGAUCAUCUAGUGAGUGUUGGGUCGACACUAGCCUCGUUCGAGCUCGAGGCUGUUAAGACAUGGUGGCAUGUUAAGGAGGGUGGUGUGUACAAUGGGGAGUUUUGUAACAAGAAUAAGAUGGUUGGUUUAUGUUGGGAGUAUAAGCUGUGGUUUACAGCAGCUGAGAAUAAGGAGUGUAGGGUUGAUAUUCAGGUUCUUCCUAUAAUGCCUGUGGAUGUUGUUGAGUGGGCGGCGCCGUCUUUGGCGAGGAAGGAAGCUACUGAUGGUUGGAAGGGUUUCGUUUAUGCAUUGGAAGCAUUAUAUGAUCACAAGAAUGCGUUGAAGAAGAUCAGGGAUUUGAAAGGUUUUCAUGAAGGAAACUCGCUUUCGAAUAUGUUGUGGUGGGUUCAUAAUAGGAUUGGGAAGAAGAAUGUGUGUUGUAGGUUUAAGAAGGAAGCGAAUGAUUGUUGGUUUUGCACCUAUUGCUGCUGA